Molecule: messenger RNA, 814 nt
Organism: Stylophora pistillata
Lineage: Eukaryota; Metazoa; Cnidaria; Anthozoa; Scleractinia; Pocilloporidae
Product: TNF receptor-associated factor 4
Biological process (GO): regulation of canonical NF-kappaB signal transduction
Cellular component (GO): plasma membrane signaling receptor complex
Molecular function (GO): ubiquitin protein ligase binding; tumor necrosis factor receptor binding; zinc ion binding
Source: RefSeq, a predicted model, not a curated record
UCUCAGAUAUCGCCUGUCACCGCAGAAUUCUGAAUCUCACGGCGAAGUGUUCUUAUGCUGGAUGUCCAUGGAAAGGAGAACUGCGUGCUGUGGAGAGCCAUCAAUCAGAAUGCUUGCUGAAAGUGAUAGAGUGUCCAAAUGAAGGAUGUAAAGAGAAGCUUACCAGGCUAUAUAUGAACAAUCACAAGAUGAGCAAAUGUACCUGGAGGAAAAUGAAAUGUGAAUAUUGUGUAGAAUCAUUUAUCAUGAGAAACAAGCAGCAACAUCAUAAUGUCUGUCAAAAGUUUCCGGUUCAAUGUACAAACAACUGUGGUUUGAGGGAUAUUCCACGAGAAAAGUUUCCACGAGCAUCAACCAGAGGUCAUUUGGACUCACAUGUGAAAAGCCACCUGAACUUAGCUCUAUGCAAUCUUGAGAUCACCCAGAAGCAGGUUAGAGAUCAGUCGAAGCAGAUUGAGAGAUUGGCGUCCACCUGCGAUGAUCAAUCACAGCAGUUGAAUGAUCAAUCACAGCAGAUAGCCUGUUUAACGUCUACUGUGCAGGGUCUGGUGCAGCAGAUGGAAAGACUGAAGAACAAAACCACCAACGAAGCCAUGGGCGGGGCAAACAAGAAAGGGGCAACUAAUGUCAAGGUUAAAGAGGGUGUUACUGGUUGGAGGAACCACGCAUCACGAUCACGUGACCGUGAUCGUAAUGGGUGGAGAAGAGGAGGGGAUGAUGCAGGUCGUGAUCAGGAGAGAGUGCCUCCACGCCCAAGUUUGUUACGAUAACUUUCAAGAAUACGUAUGAUGCACGAUCCUCGCAGUAGAUAGCG